Pyrus x bretschneideri (Chinese white pear) is the source of this 1343-nucleotide messenger RNA. RefSeq names its product heavy metal-associated isoprenylated plant protein 3. The transcript is spliced from 5 exons. Gene Ontology annotation, molecular function: metal ion binding. The record is from RefSeq and is a predicted model, not a curated record. Bases 142 to 1050 code for a protein of 302 amino acids. NCBI's taxonomy places the organism in Eukaryota, Viridiplantae, Streptophyta, Magnoliopsida, Rosales, Rosaceae.
CGCAACUCUCUCGGCCUUUAAAUACCCACUACCCUCCCACCAUCUCACACAACGUCUCCUUGCUCUCUCCCACUCUCCAAUUCCUGAAAAACCAGAAGGAAAAGAAACCCGACUAAUUUUUCAGAGAAAAACCAAUCCUCCAUGGCCAAGAAGAAGAACGGCGGCGGCGGCGGUAACACCGCCAGCAACGACGGGGGUGAGAAGAAGAAGGGCGACGGGGGUGAGAAGAAGAAGGGCGACGGAGGUGAGAAGAAGGAGGAAACCCCCAUCACUGUCAUCCUGAAGAUUGACAUGCACUGUGAGGGCUGCGCUACCAAGAUUGUCAAAUGCGUCAAAAGUUUUGCAGAGGUGGAGACAGUGAAGUCAGAAAGCCAGGCGAACAAGCUGACGGUGGUCGGGAAAGUGGACCCCAUCACUCUCCGGGACAAACUCGCCGCCAAGACCAAUAAGAAGGUCGACCUCGUCUCCCCCCAGCCCAAAAAGGACAACAAAGACGAUGGCGACAGCGGCGACGCCAAGAAAAAGCCGCCGGAGAAAUCCAACGACGACAAAAAAACCAAAGAGCCUCCGGUGACGACGGCGGUUCUGAAGCUGAACCUCCACUGCCAGGGAUGCAUCCAGAAGAUCCACAGGAUCGUCACCAAGACGAAAGGGUUCACCGAGAUGAGCAUCGACAAGGAGAAGGAUCUGCUGAUGGUGAAGGGCUCGAUGGACAUGAACGUUCUGGCAGAGAACUUGAAGGAGAAGCUGAGGAGGUCCGUCGACAUUGUCCCGCCGAAGAAAGAGAAGGAGAAGGGCGACAAUAACGGCGGAGGCGGGGAUAAGAAGAAAAAGGAAGGGGAGGAGGGAAAGGAGGGUGGGAAACUUGAGGGGAACAGGAUGGAUUUUCCUCCGGGUCCGACCGGGUACGGGCAGCAGAUUCCAUACGUGAUCCCAUACGGCCCUGGAUACGGAGCACCCGGAUACCCGAUUCCGCCUCCACCAAUGUACUUGGGCAACCCGCCGGAGAUGUUCAGCGACGAGAACCCUAAUGCCUGCUCAAUUAUGUGAAGAAAUUGCUGAAUUAAGAAGGGAUUAGAGUUAAUAAGAAGUUGAUAUGAAAAAGAGCAGAAAAAACAAAACUUGUAAAUAAGAGAAUAGACGGGGGUAGAUAUGAGAUAAAUUUUGGUGGAUCGGGUUCGUCUCUGAACCGGUUUGGAACACUGCGAUUUGUUUUUGUUGUUAUUCCUACGGUUGUGAUCUGGUUUAGUGAUGCUAUUGUUGGUUACAAUUUCAAGUUUCUACUCUUCGGAAAUGUUACUUUUGCUCCUUUGAAAUAUCAAUGGAAGACUAUUUAGAUAUAA